Messenger RNA from Oryza sativa Japonica Group (Japanese rice), 1961 nucleotides. RefSeq names its product MEIOTIC F-BOX protein MOF-like. The record is from RefSeq and is a predicted model, not a curated record. Gene Ontology annotation, molecular function: protein binding. NCBI's taxonomy places the organism in Eukaryota, Viridiplantae, Streptophyta, Magnoliopsida, Poales, Poaceae.
UAGAAAGUGUAUGAAUCGGAGCUCGAAAACUGCAGUAGCGGAGGUGGAGGAUAGGAGUGCGGAUCAUUUUUCGGCCCUACGCGCGGCCUCCCUCCCGGGACGAAUGAACGCGCUCGCCAACGCCCGGCGAUCGAAGCGGCGGCGGUUCGAUGGAUUAUAAAACUAGUAUAUCUCUCGCUUCUCUCUAUCAUUCUCCGUUGCCACGCUAAUCGCUCAGCGCGGCAACUGUUCGACGGAAUGCCGCCCCGGAUUAGGAGGGCGCCGGCGAGGCGAGCGGCGCCGGAGGAAGUGCCCGACCGCGUCAGCGCUCUGCCGGACGAGGCGCUCCACGCCGUGCUAUCGCUGCUCCCGGCGCACGACGCGGUGCGGACGUGCGUGCUCGCCCGGCGCUGGCGCCACCUCUGGGAGCACGCGCCGGCGCUCCGCGUCACCGACGUCGAGGGGUGGAAUCCGCGGCUGCGGGGCGACGGCCUCGGCAGGUUCAUCCGCUUCGUGGACGGCCUCUUCGUCAGCCGCCGCCGCCGCGACGCGCCUCUGGAGCUGUGCGACCUGGACUUCGAUUUCCCGGAGGACAAGGGGAAGGAUUGGCAUGUCAACCGCUGGAUCAUGCUAGCCCUGUUGCGCCACCAUGCCCGGGUGCUACGGAUCUCUUUGCCCGCGUACAUCACGCUGCCUGAUGUGCCUCUCAUCUCUCAGCGCCUCACCAGGUUAGAGCUUGAUGGUGUUCUUGGCAACGAUAACAUUCUUGAUUUCUCCUGCUGCCCGGCGCUGAUUGCUCUGAAGAUGAAGUGCUGCCGUAUCAAUGCCGAGAAGAUGUCAUCUCCAUCCGUUAAAAUCUUGAGCCUUGCCUCCUGUGAAUUUUAUCCAGCUACCCGUACUCAGAUGUCUUUUCCAAGUGUUGUUUCAUUGGAGCUAGAUGGAUGUUCUGGUAGCGUUCCUUUCCUUGAAAGCAUGCCAUCCUUGGUAGCUGCAAUUGUUAUAUUUGAUGACGAUUAUGCAGACAGAUGUGACAAUAGUGUCCUUGGUGACUGUGGCGACGAUUCUUGCGUUGAUUGCUGCAAUUAUUCUGACCGCAGCAAAUGCGUUUGUCUCAAUGGUUUAUUGGAAGCUACACACUUGGAGUUGUCAGCUGAACCUGCAAUGUAUGUUUUCAGGAGGGAUUUAAAUUUGCUCUUGGCAUGUCAUACAUUUGCCAAGUUGAAGACUUUGGCACUUGGUGAAUGGUGCAUGACUCAUGACCUCAGUGCAUUGAUUCGGUUUCUACAGCAAUCACCAAUUUUGGAGAAGCUUACUAUUAAAAUCCCAGAGGAACCCAAAUGUUCUAUGGAUGCAGGACAACAAAAGAUACCAGAAGAGCCGUUUGUAUCCAACCAUCUUAAGAUUGUUGAAAUUAAAUGCAAAGGCAAAGAGGUCAUGUGGGUUUGCAAAUUCUUGAAGACCCUGGGUACCUUUGGCAUACCCCUCGAGAAAAUUAACAUCAAACUGACUAGUGAACACUGUCGAUCUGAAUGUUUUAAUUUUGUCUGUACUGGUUUCAGCUGCUCCUAGAGUUGAAUUUUUUUUAGCCUUCUGGAUCAAGAGGAGGUCGGAAGAAUUGGGCCGUUGGUGGAUGAGAUAUCUCUUGAGAUAUUAUUCAGACGUAUCCGUGGUGUUGCAGUCCUCUUAUUAUAUUGAUUAAGUAGUCUCAUCGGAUUUGGUUCCAUAUUUACUAUAUUAGCGAUAUUAGAAGUACUCUUACAUAUUUGGCUAAAGUGUAGCCUUGCAGUAUGAGUCAUAGCUCUACUGCUUAUGAUGCUAAAGAACUCGUAUCGGUACCAUAUCUAGUUCUGUAUGUACGACAUUAUAAGUAGCCUUAUAUAUUAUGCUAGUAUAGCCUUGCAGGAUGAGUGGUAUAGCUCUGUUGCGUAUGAUGCUAAAGAACUCGCCUUCUAAAUCUGAUGCAAUUUAGAUAUAAAUUCGGU